UAAUCAAUUCUUAUUUUAUUUAAUUCUCUUAUUAUUUGCUCUCCUUAUCUAUUACAAGUUUUAUCUAUGCACUUAGGAGAUAGUGCUAAUUCUCAUAUUUUUACUUUCCAUUCUUUUUUCUACACUAUUAAUUCUAACUUUAAACAUUUUUUAGAAUGUAAAUUCAUAUUAUACGAUAAAUUAAUUCCUAGAUAAUUGAUUUCUUAUAAUUUGACUUAUAAUAUUUUAUAAAUUAAAAAAAUCGUAUCUAAGUAUAAUUAAAAAAAAAAAAGAGAAAACAAUAAUUAGAAACGCGGUAUAAAAUAAAAAAAGACUUAUAAAUAAAGCAAUCAUAUCUUGCUUCAUAACAUGAAAACAAGCCUUGUUUAUUAUAAUUUAUAGUAUAAGAACUAUUAUUGUGAGCAUUAAAUCAUAAUUAUCGUUUAACACAUAUAUAUUGUUACAAUAUUUAUUAUAUUAUUUUAUAAUAUUAAAUUUGUUUUGUAAUAUUAAAAUGCCUGCAACAACUCUACACAAAUUUACGACAUUCAUAGGAUUGAUAUCAAUAUUGCAUACAGCAUAUUCAGCUGCUCAACAUCGUUCAUAUUUACGAAUAACAGAACAAGAAUUCAUUACUUUACCAAUUGAUAUUUUAAUACAAGGUAUUAUCAGUUUAUUUUUGGUUAUGUAUGGAGUUAUGUAUAUUGCUGGUGAUUUCAAAGAAAUUCGAGCAGUUGUAGAUUUAGAAAAUAAAUCUUGGGAAACAUUGAGAAAUCUUCCUUCAUUUCAAAUAUUUAAUCAUCGCGGAAGAUCUUUAUCACCUCAAUACACACAAUAAAAUAUUUUUAGUAUUCAUUCGUUGAAAAUGGACAUAUAUAAUUAAUGUAAUUAUUUAAAAACAAAUACAAAUAAUGCGUAGAAUUUUGUAAUUUAAUUUAUAUAUUAUUUAUUAUUGAUCUUAAUUGUAUUACAUAAAAAAAAAAGAUAAUCUUCUUAUUAUAUAUAUAUAUAUAUAUAUAUAUAUAACAGUAUAAAUUUUAAAUCUAUAUUUAAAAAAACAUUUAAAGUACAAAUAAAAAGAAUCUUAAGAUUUUGUA
This is a messenger RNA of Apis cerana (Asiatic honeybee), 1076 nucleotides long. RefSeq names its product ER membrane protein complex subunit 5 (gene EMC5). Gene Ontology annotation, cellular component: EMC complex; Golgi apparatus; early endosome. Lineage: Eukaryota; Metazoa; Arthropoda; Insecta; Hymenoptera; Apidae. The record is from RefSeq and is a predicted model, not a curated record.